AUGCCAGUCCGGCAUGUGGCGGCACCGCAACGCACCCCAAGUCGCACCGCCACCUUGGUGCAAAUUAGUCACGCCUUCCCGUCGCCCAAUCCGGCCCGAUCCGUCCCAUCCGGGCCGAUGGCCGUUAUUCUGGCGAUGCUUAUUGCAGCCGUCGUCGCGGGAAAGCCCGGUGAGGGUGGUGUGGAAGGCUCAUGUUCAAAUCUCACCCGGGAGAUCGUCAGGUUCGCUUUGCUGUCAGUGUAA
This is a messenger RNA of Puccinia graminis f. sp. tritici CRL 75-36-700-3, 243 nucleotides long. RefSeq lists its product as uncharacterized. Bases 1 to 243 code for a protein of 80 amino acids. Lineage: Eukaryota; Fungi; Basidiomycota; Pucciniomycetes; Pucciniales; Pucciniaceae. The record is from RefSeq and is a predicted model, not a curated record. The transcript has a single exon.